This is a messenger RNA of Bipolaris sorokiniana ND90Pr, 1844 nucleotides long. RefSeq lists its product as uncharacterized. Gene Ontology annotation, molecular function: ATP hydrolysis activity; DNA helicase activity; ATP binding. The record is from RefSeq and is a predicted model, not a curated record. Gene Ontology annotation, cellular component: NuA4 histone acetyltransferase complex; Swr1 complex; Ino80 complex. The transcript is spliced from 3 exons. Lineage: Eukaryota; Fungi; Ascomycota; Dothideomycetes; Pleosporales; Pleosporaceae. Bases 73 to 1482 code for a protein of 469 amino acids. Gene Ontology annotation, biological process: regulation of transcription by RNA polymerase II; box C/D snoRNP assembly; chromatin remodeling.
CCGCGAAUUGUUGCUGCUGCUGCUGCCAUUGCAUAUCAGAGCUUCAAAGCACUACUCCUAAUACACUUCGCUAUGGCUAUGCCCAUCACCACUAUCGCCGAGACCAAGGAGCUCCGUGGGCUCAACCUCAUCGCUGCGCAUUCGCACAUUCGCGGGCUCGGCGUCGACGAUGACACGCUCGAGCCAAAGGUCUCGUCGCAGGGCCUAGUCGGGCAGGCAAAAGCUCGCAAGGCGGCGGCUGUCAUUCUCAAGAUGGCGCGAGACGGCAAGAUUGCAGGUCGCGCAGUCCUGAUUGCCGGUCCUCCAAGCACAGGCAAGACGGCCAUUGCCAUGGGUAUGGCGCAAUCCCUCGGCCCCGACGUGCCCUUUACGAUGCUGGCCUCGUCUGAGAUCUUUUCGCUCGAAAUGUCAAAGACGGAGGCUCUCACACAAGCCUUCCGCAAGUCGAUUGGCGUCCGAAUAACUGAGGAGAGCGAGGUCAUCGAGGGCGAGGUUGUCGAGAUACAGAUUGACCGCAGCGUCACGGGGAGCAACAAGCAGGGCAAACUGACCAUCAAGACGACCGACAUGGAGACUGUCUACGACAUGGGCACCAAGAUGAUCGACGGCAUGACCAAGGAAAAGGUUAUGGCCGGCGACAUCAUCUCCAUCGACAAGGCCUCGGGCAAGAUCACCAAGCUCGGCCGCUCCUACACACGCUCGCGAGACUACGAUGCAAUGGGAGUUGACACAAAGUUUGUCCAGUGCCCCGAAGGUGAGCUGCAGCAGCGGCGCGAGGUGGUGCACACAGUCAGCCUGCACGAGAUCGAUGUCAUCAACUCGAGGACCCAGGGCUUCCUGGCUCUCUUCUCAGGCGACACGGGCGAGAUCCGCAGCGAGGUGCGCGACCAAAUCAACACAAAGGUGGCUGAGUGGAAAGAGGAGGGCAAGGCAAUCAUUGUGCCAGGUGUGUUAUUCAUCGACGAAGUCCACAUGCUCGACAUUGAGUGUUUCUCGUUUGUCAACCGUGCACUUGAGGACGAGCUAGCACCCAUUGUCAUCAUGGCUAGCAACAGAGGAAACACACAGAUACGCGGAACAGACUACCGGUCGCCGCACGGACUGCCGCUGGACUUUUUAGAUCGCGUCGUCAUUGUCAAUACGCACCCAUAUUCGUCGGAAGAGAUGCAGCAAAUCAUCUCGAUAAGAGCACAGGAAGAGGAGGUUGAUGUGUCUCCGGAUGCGCUAACAUUGCUUACCAAGAUCGGCCAGGAGGCUGGGUUACGGUACGCCAGCAACCUGAUCACCACUUCUGACCUGAUACGCGGCAAGAGGAACGGUUCCGAGGUUACAAUUGAGGAUGUUCAGCGGAGCUUUGCGCUUUUCUACGACCCCAACCGAAGCGUCAAGUUUGUUUCCGAGUCGGAGAAGCGUCUGAUUGGCGAUGCGGGCGAUGUAUCUUUUGCCGUGGCCAACGGCACGGAGGCCAUGGAUGUUUCAUAGAUGACGACCCUUUUUGUUUCCUCUUUGAUUUGUGGCGUACUAUGGUCUUGGACGAAUCCAGCGUUUGGGCGUGAGGCUGAGAAAGCCCAUGUACUUGGUAGAGCAAAAAAGCAUGGCAUGCACGUAGUAAUAGAGGCUGUCCUAUCUGUGGCGACAGAACAGUUACCGUUGUCAAGUAGGUCUGAUAUGCAGUUGCCGUGGCAACAGUUGCUGAAAUGUGUGAUAGGGUAUCUUGGUGCUUGGAAAAAAGGAAUCGUUGCUGUAUGUGUUUGAAGAAUGACCUGGCCAACUCCAUGCAUGUAACCAACAUUUGUGCCGCCAAGAGCAUUGGCGUAGAGGAAAAAGUGGCUCCCAUUGCUGCC